Molecule: messenger RNA, 2876 nt
Organism: Cadophora gregata
Lineage: Eukaryota; Fungi; Ascomycota; Leotiomycetes; Helotiales; Ploettnerulaceae
Exons: 3
Coding region: 153-2534 (793 amino acids)
Biological process (GO): nucleoside triphosphate metabolic process
Molecular function (GO): nucleoside triphosphate diphosphatase activity; ribonucleoside triphosphate phosphatase activity
Source: RefSeq, a predicted model, not a curated record
UGUAGAGUUACAGUAAAGUUACAGGAAUCAACCUUUAUGACAACGACCUUUCUCCCAUCGACCUUACUCCCAUCGACCUCAACAUUCCAUCGCAAACCCAAUAAGGCCCCAAUGAAGCAAUCCUAGACACUCCAACAAAGACAUUUUCAGUAAUGGCGCCACCGCCCCCGUCCACAAGAGAUGCCUCCCUCCUCUCCCCAUCUCACUACGACGACGACGCCUCCAGCCUCCACAGCGAACGCAGCGACCAAGAAACGGACAGCGAAGACGAUGAAGUCCUCCUCGGCGCACGCACUUCUGCCGAUAUCCGCGCUCACGAUAGAAACGUAUUACUAGAAGAAGAAGAACGCGAUAAAUUGCUCGAAGAUAGUAGACGAAGGGGGAGACGAGGAAGCGCUCUCGCUGCGAUACGGAAUCCGCUGAAGGGACUGGGAUUGUUCUCGAAGAGUUACGCGGAAUUGCCGUUGGUGGGAGCGGACUCGAGAUCAGGAUCAAUUGGUGCUACGAAGGAAAUGCAGGAAGUUGGGUUGGCCGGGAGUUCAGAGAAGCAGGUGAAGAGGAAAAGGAGGAGGGAGAGGAGGAGGGAGAAGAAGAAGAGGUUAUUGGGCGAGGCAGAAAGGGGUGAGGAUGGAGCACUGAUGUAUGAGAUGGAGGAGGGCGGAUUGAAGGAGGGAAGCAUAACGGGUGCGAGCAGCGAGACGGAGGGGAGUGAUGAGAUCGACCGACGGGGGCUGCGGGGGCUACAUGACGAUAAAGUGAAGAGGAGGAGGAGCUGGCGGAGAUGGUGUUUCAUCCAUCUACUGAUUGCAGUUGGAUUUUCUAUAUUGGUCCUGGGCGCAUGGAAGCUCUCGCUACAUCGGAAAAGUGCUAUACCAGUACAAGCAAUGCUUAGCAAUGGCUCAGCGUUAUUUGCGCCAACGACCGUUUUGAUAAGCCUGGAUGGAUUCCGGGCGGAUUUCUUGAAGAGGGGAAUUACACCGAGGCUCACUUCCUUCAUCGAGGAGGGCGUGUCGCCGAUAUAUAUGAACCCCAGCUUUCCUUCGGUCACAUUCCCAAAUCACUAUACUCUGGUCACAGGUCUUUAUCCCGAAUCGCAUGGUAUUGUUGGGAAUACGUUCUGGGAUGCAGAUCUGAAGGAAGAAUUCUUCUAUACGAAUCCAAAUGCAAUGCAGCCCAAGUGGUGGGGUGGAGAACCUUUAUGGGUGACAGCUGAGAAUCAGGGCAUCAGGACUGCUAUUCACAUGUGGCCUGGCAGUGAAGCGCAUAUCAUGGAUAUUGCCCCUGCAUUUUUGGACAAGUACAAUGGACAAGAGCCAUUGAGUAACAAAGUCAGCAGGAUUUUGGAGUUACUGGAUAAGCCUGGAAUGGAGAACCAAUUGGCCGAAGUUGUGAGCAUGAGACCACAGCUCAUUGCUGCUUAUGUCCCUAAUGUUGACUCUGACGGACACCGAUAUGGACCAAACAGUACCGAAAUUCGGGUCACGAUCAACGAUGUUGAUACCAUGCUGGAUCACUUGUUCAAAGGGUUGGAAACAAGAAAUUUAACGAGCAUUGUCAACGUCGUGGUAGUUUCGGAUCACGGCAUGGCUACUACUGACAUCUCACGCCUAAUCCAACUGGAGGAUCUUAUUGACACCAGCCUGAUCGAACAUACAGACGGAUGGCCAUUGUACGGUCUCCGCCCAAAGAAUCCCGCUGAUCUUCAUCCUCUUUACGACAGGCUCUUAAAACAAACAGCAACUAACCCUGGAUUCGAGGUCUUUCUAAGAGACAAGACCAUGCCUGAGAGAUAUCACUUCUCCAAAAACGAACGCAUUGCUCCCCUUUGGAUCGUUCCUAAAACCGGCUGGGCGAUUGUCACGAAAGAAGAAUUCAAUGUAGCAGAUGGGCUCGAAAAGGGGCUUACUUACAGCCCCCGGGGCUUGCAUGGCUAUGAUCAUGAGCAUCCUCUGAUGAGAGCUAUCUUCAUUGCAAGAGGGCCAGCCUUCCCUCAUGCGCCUAACAGUCGUGUUGAGCCAUUUCAAAAUAUUGAAGUUUACAACAUUGUCUGCGACUCUUUGAACAUUGUUCCGAAACCAAACAAUGGCACGAUUCGACUCCCUUUCAAAGUCGUGGGAAUCCACUCUCCUGAUACAGCUCUGGACGAGCCGAAUGACCCUGAACAAGCAGCCAGCCAGGUCGCCAGCCCAGCUUCAGAAGCCGUGACUCCCCUCUCAACGAGUUCUUCAGCGCCAACCGCCUCAUCCGUAUCAACAUCCGUGAUUCCCGAACCCGCGCCUGAUGCCGUGAUAUCCAUCUCACCUAUCGAAGCCUCUUCCGCUGCCGACCCCGAGGAACUGUCUCCCGCGCUCGUCGGGGUCGAUCCACCUGAGCCUGAACCUACCAGGCCAGUCGUGUCUGAUGAAAGUGAGAUGACACCAGAAGAGAAGACUUUCUGGGAAUGGUUCAAGUCAAAGCUGGAUAAGGUGAAGGGGUGGUUUGGGGAGCUGGUUAAGCCUGAGGAAGAUGCAGAAAAACAGGGGAGGGCGGCGUAGAAUGUACGAGGAUAGGUGUAUGAUAUUUGAUAGGCUAGAUUCCGGUUUUGGUGGACUUGGCGUUUGGAUUUUGGAGUCUGGGUCUGGGCUUGUUUUUUUGGGAGUCCUUCUAACAUUUGAUUCCCCAUAUUAGUAGAUAUUCUUUCUUUUGCUUCAAUGCCAUGGAUGAGCUUGUUGCUUAUCCUUUUACCAUCCAUGAUGAAGUUAGGCUAUCCCCCUCCACUGCCGUAUCAAACACACCUGUAGCGAGACCCUGUAACUAAGCGAAGAGCGCUAAGUUUCGUUGUCGUCCAGGCAGCCUUAGCGCCUGGCUUCAGCGCUUGGCGUCAGCGCUGUGCCCUG